AUGUCCAACUGUCCAUUCUGCAACAUAGCAACCCACUGGCCACCAUCCGACAAUCCCUCAGGCGACUAUGGACUCAUAUCUCCCUCUGCCUUCGUUGUAUUGAGUGCGCCCCUCGUUGUUGCUUUUCUUGAUAUCAUGCCCCUCUCCCCAGGCCACAUCCUAAUAACCACACGGCAACACCGCGAGAAGAUCUCCGACGUAACCGACGCCGAAGCUCGCUCGCUGGGCUCCUACGUCUCCCUCCUCAGCCGCGCUCUCGCGAAUGUAACCGGCGUUUGGGACUGGAACAUCGUGCAAAACAAUGGAGCGGCGGCGAGCCAGGUCGUGCCGCAUGUGCACUAUCAUUUGAUUCCAAGGCCGCAGUUGAAUGGCGAAGAGAGGAAUAGGAGCUUUACGAUGUUUGGGAAGGGGAUGAGGAGUGAGAUUGACGACGAGGAGGCCAGUAGGUUAGCGCGGAGGGUGAGGGAGGAAGUUAGCAGGGAGAGGGAGAGGAUAGGGAGGGUGAGGGAUAGAGGCAAAAUAUAG
Messenger RNA from Cadophora gregata, 525 nucleotides. RefSeq lists its product as uncharacterized. Bases 1 to 525 code for a protein of 174 amino acids. Gene Ontology annotation, molecular function: catalytic activity. Gene Ontology annotation, biological process: nucleotide metabolic process. The transcript is spliced from 2 exons. The record is from RefSeq and is a predicted model, not a curated record. Lineage: Eukaryota; Fungi; Ascomycota; Leotiomycetes; Helotiales; Ploettnerulaceae.